AUGUUGAACAAACAAAUAACACUCCGUACAGAGUUGUCUGUUAUUUUGGCUCAUGGGCGUAUUACCGAGACAUGCAUCAAGCUCGUGGCAGGGUCAUUUGAGCCGGAAAUGGCAAACCCAUUGUUAUGCACUCAUAUGAUGUACGGUUUCGCUAAACUCGGCGAUAACAACGAGAUCGCCGUUUAUGAAGAGGGUUUGGACCUUGGUGACACCGAUUGGCAAAGUAGCCCCGUAUGGGGUCGAGGCUUUUAUCGGCGCACUGAGCACUUGCGUGACGUGAACCCCGACCUAAAAGUGUUGAUAUCGAUCGGGGGCUGGAAUGAGGGCUCAAACAAGUACUCAAAAAUGGCCGCCAACGCAGCCUCGAGGGCACAGUUUGUCAACUCUGUGGUCAAGUUUUUGAAAGAGUAUAAGGAGUACCCGGGCUUCGCGGCCGAGACGGGACCCGAUAUCGACCGAACACCCGGCGACCCGAAAGACAAACAGAAUUACGUAGAGUUAUUGCGCGAACUCCGGGCGGCACUCAAACCGCAUAACUAUCUGUUGACUGCGGCGGUCAGUGCCGGCAAAGCCACUAUCGAUGUGGCCUACGAUGUAAAACAACUUGAUCAAUUGUUAGACUUUGUCAAUAUAAUGUCUUAUGAUUUUCACGGCGGCUCUUUUGAAAAUAUUACUGGCCACAACGCGCCCCUGUAUGCCGACCCUAAAGCCGAUGAAAAACAAAAAACUCUAACUGUUUCGUACGGAGUCGAGUAUUGGUUGAAACUGGGCUUAAGUCCCAAAAAGUUGAACAUGGGCUUUGCUACCUAUGGCCGCUCAUUCACCCUGGCCGAUCCAAACAAUCACGGUUUGGGCGCCCCCGCUGUUGGCAAAGGGGGCGACAUUGGCCCGUACACUAACCAAGCGGGAAUGUUGGGCUAUAACGAGGUUUGCGAGUAUUUGAAGGCCGGGUGGACAGCCUAUCGGGACUCGACCCAAAAGAUAGUGUACGCCGUGAAGGGUAACCAAUGGGUGGGUUAUGACGACGAGCAGACAUUUCAGGAUAAGCUCUCGUACCUGAAGGGCAAGGGUUUGGGCGGAGCUAUGGUCUGGUCGAUAGACACCGACGACUUUCACGGCUAUUGCGGUCCACUUAAACACCCGUUGAUUAAGACUAUCAGUCGUGAACUCAACGAGACGGACAAUGCAAAUUACAACGUGGUUUGUUAUUGGGGUUCAUGGUCAUUUUACAGGCAAUCAAACGGAAAGUUUGAGCCGGAAAUGUCAAACCCUCUGCUGUGCACUCAUCUGAUGUACGGUUUCGCUAAAUUGGGCGCAAACAACGAAAUCGCUGUGUUUGAACCCGAUUUGGACCUUGGUGACACCGAUUAUAGAAGUGGCUUACCAUGGGGCCGAGGCAUGUAUCGGCGCAUUGAGCACUUGCGGGACGUGAAUAAAAACAUGAAGGCCUUGAUAUCGAUCGGGGGCUGGAAUGAGGGCUCAACCAAGUACUCAAAAAUGGCAGCCAAUCCCGGAGCC
Messenger RNA from Medioppia subpectinata, 1518 nucleotides. The record is from the annotation of a GenBank genome assembly. Lineage: Eukaryota; Metazoa; Arthropoda; Arachnida; Sarcoptiformes; Oppiidae.